UAAAUGUAAAAUGAUAAUAUUAAGGGAUACCAGAAACCCUAGAGUUGCCUUCCGUUUCGCUUCUCAUCUCUUCUUACCACUCCCUUAUCACGGCUACAAAGGCAAAUUGAGAGUGUACCUUUCGUGAGAGAGCUUGUCUUUAACCUUUGUUCGUCUGAAACAUGGCGAAUUUUGCCAAACCGGAGAAUGCAUUGAAGCGUGCUGAUGAAUUGAUCAAUGUUGGACAGAAACAAGAUGCCCUUCAGGCGCUUCAUGAUCUCAUUACUUCCAAGAGAUACAGAGCUUGGCAGAAACCUCUUGAAAAGAUCAUGUUUAAGUAUCUUGAUCUUUGUGUUGACUUGAAGAGAGGUCGAUUCGCCAAGGAUGGAUUGAUCCAGUAUCGUAUUGUUUGCCAGCAAGUGAAUGUCAGUUCCUUGGAGGAAGUUAUCAAGCACUUCCUUCAUCUUGCUACCGAGAAAGCUGAGCAAGCUCGUUCUCAGGCCGAUGCUCUUGAGGAGGCCCUUGAUGUCGAUGACCUUGAAGCUGAUAGAAAGCCUGAGGAUUUGCAGCUGAGUAUUGUCAGUGGGGAGAAGGGGAAAGAUAGAUCUGACCGUGAGUUGGUCACCCCAUGGUUCAAGUUCUUGUGGGAGACGUACAGGACAGUCCUCGAGAUAUUGCGAAACAACUCAAAGUUGGAAGCACUUUAUGCGAUGACAGCACAUAAAGCAUUCCAGUUCUGCAAGCAGUACAAGCGAACAACAGAGUUCCGUAGGCUUUGUGAAAUUAUAAGAAAUCAUUUGGCAAACCUGAACAAGUACAGAGACCAAAGGGAUCGGCCUGACUUAUCAGCCCCUGAGAGCUUGCAGUUGUAUCUGGACACAAGAUUUGAUCAGUUGAAAGUGGCUACCGAGCUUGGACUUUGGCAGGAAGCUUUUCGCUCUGUAGAAGAUAUCUAUGGAUUAAUGUGCAUGGUCAAAAAAACGCCCAAGUCAUCUUUAUUGAUGGUUUAUUAUUCCAAAUUGACUGAGAUCUUCUGGAUCUCUUCUAGCCAUCUUUAUCAUGCGUAUGCGUGGUUUAAGCUGUUUAGUCUGCAGAAAAAUUUCAAUAAGAAUUUAAGCCAAAAGGAUUUGCAGCUAAUAGCAUCAUCUGUUGUCUUGGCGGCAUUGUCCAUUCCACCGUUUGAUCGGGCUCAGAGUGCAUCCCAUAUGGAACUCGAGAAUGAGAAAGAACGCAAUUUGAGGAUGGCCAACCUCAUUGGAUUCAAUCUUGAACCUAAAUUUGAGGGCAGAGAUAUGCUUUCCAGGGCAGCUCUUCUGUCAGAGUUGGUCUCAAGAGGUGUUCUGAGCUGUGCAUCUCAGGAGGUCAAAGAUCUUUUCCAUGUUUUAGAGCAUGAAUUUCAUCCACUUGAUCUUGGCUCUAAGAUUCAGCCUUUGCUGGAAAAGAUCUCCAAAUCUGGUGGGAAACUAUCCUCAGCUCCUUCUUUACCAGAAGUACAACUUUCCCAAUAUGUUCCCUCUCUGGAGAAGCUUGCUACACUGAGGCUACUUCAACAGGUGUCUAGGAUUUAUCAGACCAUAAGAAUUGAGGGUUUAUCUCAGUUGGUACCCUUCUUUGAAUUCUCAGUGGUAGAGAAAAUAUCUGUUGAUGCUGUAAAGAACAAUUUUGUUGCCAUGAAAGUUGAUCACAUGAAAGGUGUUGUAAUUUUUGGAAAUUUGGGUAUUGAGUCUGAUGGACUGAGGGAUCAUUUGGCUGUUUUUGCUGAGUCUUUGAGCAAAGUAAGAGCUAUGCUGUACCCUGUCCCGAGUAAAGCAUCAAAACUUGGUGGCAUACUACCAAAUUUAGCGGAUACUGUUGAGAAAGAACACAAAAGACUGCUUGCUCGGAAAUCAAUCAUUGAAAAGAGGAAGGAAGAUCAAGAGCGUCAGCAACUAGAAAUGGAACGUGAAGAGGAGCAGAAACGGCUUAAGCUUCAGAAGCUAACUGAGGAGGCAGAACAAAAGAGACUUGCAGCAGAGCUUGCAGAGAGAAGGAAACAAAGGAUCCUUAGGGAGAUAGAGGAGAAGGAAUUUGAAGAGGCAAGGUGACAAAACAAACUGUGAUGGAGAGGGCCUUAACUGAGCAGCUCAAGGAAAGGCAAGAAAUGGAGAAGAAGCUCCAAAAACUUGCCAAAACUAUGGAUUAUUUGGAAAGAGCAAAGAGAGAAGAGGCUGCUCCAUUGAUUGAAGCUUCAUAUCAGCGAAGACUGGUAGAGGAAAGAGAAUUUUAUGAGCGCGAACAACAGCGUGAAGUUGAACUGAGUCGAGAGCGUCAUGAGAGUGACUUGAAGGAGAAAAAGAGGUUGUCCAGAAUGUUGGAUAAUAAGGAAAUAUUCCAAGCGCAAGUGAUAAGUCGUCGACAAGCAGAGUUUGACAGAAUAAGGGCAGAGAGAGAGGAGCGUAUCAGCCAAACAAUUCAAGCUAGGAAGCAAGAACGGGAUAUUAAGAGGAAGCAAAUAUAUUAUAUGAAUAUUGAAGAAGAAAGAAUUACAAAGCUGCAGGAAGAAGAGGAAGCUCGCAAGCAGGAAGAAGCUGAGAGGAAGAAAAAGGAAGCAGCUGAACACAAAGCAAAGUUGGAUGAAAUGGCUGAGAAGCAAAAGCAGAGAGAGAGAGAAGCGGAUGAAAAAGAGAAGCUGAGGCGAGAAGCCCUGUCGAGGGGAACUGAUGCACCUGCUCGCCAUGCAGAGCCUACUGUUACUCCUGCUGCUACAGCACCAGCGCCAGCAUCGGCAUCAGGUUCAGGUCCGGGCAAAUAUGUUCCUAAAUGGAAGCGCCAGACUACUGAAGUCUCAUCUCCAACAGCCCCAACAGCAGCACCAACACCGUCAGAACCUGAACGCUGGACCAGCCGUGGACCACCUCCAGCAGAUGACCACUGGGGAAGCAGCAGAGGUGGACCUCCAGCUGAAAGAGGUUGGGGUUCUGGUCCUAGAGGCAGUGACCGCCCAGGUGGUGAUGCUUGGCGCAGCAGUGAUGAACGCCGUUCCACAUAUGGAAGCUCCAGGCCUAGGCCAGCACAGCGUUGAGUCAUAAUAUUUUUUUUUGGUCCCAAUCUCCAUGGAAUGAAUGAAAGGUUAUCUCUGGAUUUCAAAGCACUCUUCUUUAGCCCAAAACCUGUCUUCUUUUGAAGAUUGCUCCGCUUUUAUAUGUUUUAUGAAAGAUUUUAAAACCUGUUAGACUCGUUUUUGCUCUACACAACACCGAGAGAGAGUUGUUCUUUCCUUUGUUGGAUCUUUCAUUGUUUGUCUUGCAACUUUUCUGCUGUAAAAACUUUUGACAUCGAUCAGCCUCUUUUCAUGCAGUCAUUGUCAUUGUUUAUUA
Messenger RNA from Camelina sativa (false flax), 3335 nucleotides. Lineage: Eukaryota; Viridiplantae; Streptophyta; Magnoliopsida; Brassicales; Brassicaceae. The record is from RefSeq and is a predicted model, not a curated record.